CCUCCCUUUCCCAAUUUUCCUCGUCAAAGUCUUCGUCCUCGGGCCCAAAUCUUCUCCAAGCUCUCGCUCCCUCCCUCGCUCCCUCUCCCUCUCUCUUCCUCUCGCUCGCUUGCUUUCUCACCUUCCCUCGUCGCUGCUGCUGCAGCCAGGCCAGAAGACCAUCCACGGCAUUCCGCCAUAUAGCGCCCGUGUCGAGAGACUGCUGCCGCUGCGGCCUGGCUCCCCGGAUCUAACAUGUGUCAAUCGAUCGAUUUCGUCCAGGUGUAGAUUGCGCGACUGCGGGUGCGGAGCUUGAAGUGAAGGAAGCCGCGCGAGCUUCGGUCUUCAUUUUGAGACGGUCGUGUGUCUCGCGCUCUAGGGCACUGGGUGGGUCGGUACGCGUUGUGUGUGCAUCGAACCUUCCUGUCACGACCGUGGUUUUGGAGGCUGCUGCGUCAUUUUGGCUUUUGCGUGCGAGUAGUGGUUUCAUUUGGGUUUUACGAGCUUCUAGGUGGUUGAGCUACAGCUGAGAGUUCGCUGGCUUGAAACGGGAAUAUUGCUACCAGUUACAAGCGCGGACCGAGAUUUCAGGACGAUCAGCGAAAGUGCCCAAUGCUGAGUAUUGAGCAGAGACGGGUGGAGUAGUCUAGAUUCAACUUUAGCAUGAUAGUGGAAGGAUCAGAAUAGGGCCAACCUGCAGUAGGACAAUGAGUUGUCUCGGUGGUACGAAUUUGGCUUCCAAGGAGAGCACAAUUGGUGGAGACAAGGACAGCGGCUACGGCAAGAGUGAUGAUGGAUGGGUCAGCUAUGGGUAUUCAAGUCUGCGAGGUAAAAGGGCUUCCAUGGAGGACUGCUACUCUACAAAGAUAUCUGAGAUUGACGGGAAGACUAUUGGCUUGUUCGGAGUCUUUGAUGGUCACGGCGGAAACCGGGCAGCGGAGUACGUGAAAGAGAAGCUCUUUGAAAACCUGAUGAAUCAUCCAUUGUUUGUGGAAGACACUAAACAGGCCAUAACUGAAACUUACAAGCAAACAGAUCUUGAAUACCUAAGCGCAGAACAUAGUCAGCACAGGGAUGCCGGGUCAACGGCAUCCACAGCUGUCUUGGUCGGAGAGCGCCUCCUUGUUGCAAAUGUCGGAGACUCCAGGGCUGUUAUAUGUAGAGGGGGUAAAGCAUUUGCCCUCUCCAAGGAUCACAAGCCCAAUCGUGACGACGAGCGGCAACGCAUUGAGGAAGCGGGGGGUGUGGUUAUGUGGGCUGGCACCUGGCGUGUAGGAGGUGUACUUGCCGUGUCUCGUGCAUUUGGAGAUAGGCUGUUGAAGCGCUACGUCGUUGCAGAGCCAGAGAUUCAGGAGGAAACCAUCAGAGACGACGUGGAGUUUUUGGUACUGGCAAGUGAUGGUCUGUGGGAUGUAGUAUCCAAUCAGGAUGCUGUGUCGAUGGUCCAAGCUAUUGACAACGCCGAAGAUGCUGCAACAAAAUUGACGUCUGAAGCGUAUGCCAAGGGUAGCGCAGACAACAUCACUUGCGUCGUUGUCCGUUUCCACCAUCCUGCCCAGCGCGUGAAGUGAUUUACAUCAAGCUAUUUUAGCACCCAUGUGUUCGAGGCGUGUUCUAUUGAGGCAAGCGCACCGGUCUUCACAAGGACACCUGGCCUUCGAUGGACCAUAAAGGACGAAACGCUUGUCUCAGGUUUCUUCUACGAAGACCUGUGAUUUCCUGUACGUUAUAGUGACUGUGGGAGGGAGUUUUGAUUCACUGGCUGCUGGGGACUUUCUGGAGCUUGCAAUGGGGCUUCUUGGCCAGUAUAUUAUGAAGGUGGGUAAUCAUUUGUAACUAAAGGAUGAUGGGGUGAAUCUCUACGUUUCUCUCUCUGGCAUACAUGCAAAUCACAGGGAGUUUUCAAGUAUCCCGGGAGAAAGGUCAUUGUUUCCUUCUAUACAUCUUUGGAAUGUGGAAUUAUUCUCCUGGUCAGACAUGUUCAACGAGUUACAUUUAUUUAUUUCAAAUUUCGUCCAACGUGAAGAAACGGAUUAUGCAUGAUCCUUUACAAGGAUCAGAGACUAUAUCUGUAUAUGUUUGGUCUGUACAGAUGUUUUGGGAGUAAGCUCAAUUUUGUGUUGAAUAUGAUACUUUAUAUGCGAAAGAGGGCACGAUUUGUGCGGGCCGGCAGGGGGUAGUUCCCGCUUCUUUGAGCUUACGCUUGGAUCGUUCAGUUCCAUGUGUACUGUGGAGAACAAAUUAAUAAGUUUCAGAUUUUCUAAUCUUUCCAGUCUUGAGG
This is a messenger RNA of Marchantia polymorpha subsp. ruderalis, 2260 nucleotides long. NCBI's taxonomy places the organism in Eukaryota, Viridiplantae, Streptophyta, Marchantiopsida, Marchantiales, Marchantiaceae. The record is from the annotation of a GenBank genome assembly.